CCCGUCAUCCCUCUGCGGCAGCUGCGACCCAACCUCCUCCCUUCCACACGCCCGCACCCUCCCCUCCACGCGCGCUGCAACGCGCGCCUGAUGCACAGCUGUCGCGCUAGCUGCGCGCUCUCAUGAAAUAGCAAGCGAAGCCCAAGUUCCGGCGCUCGACGACAGCGCAGCCCCUCGGACGGCGCCUGCCGCUUGCUUUCACGACCUCUGCAAGCCGCUGAAUUCGCUUCACCUCACCAGACAGCCGCCCCGACCGUGCGCCCGGCCCCUCAGGCUACUGCUGUGCCCCAUCGUAUCUACUGUACCAUUGUCCGGGCCGCGCCUUCGCUGCUGCUCGCCAUGGACUGGCUCACCACGCAGGCGCCAAGCUCACCAUUGAGCAGCGUGCCUUCGUCCGCACCUUCCCCUGCCGCCUCCGACUCGAGCCUCUCUGAUCUUUCCGACUCCGAGCUCUCAGAGAUGUCGCGCGCGCUCGCUGGCCGCCGCUCGCGGUACCCCUCCCCAUCUUCCUCCAACCGGUCCUCCGCCAAGGCGUCGCCCGCUCCCGAGACCAUGCCGUCACCUCCCUCCAGCAACGACGACGACGACCGGCCCCACAAGAAGCGGAAGCUAGAGGAUCCGAAGGAGCGCAGCACUGAGCGUCUCGACCUCCGCCGUGAUUUGACAGACAAGGACAAGCCGCAGCUUGACCGCCUCUUGAAAACGCUGCACAAGAAGCGCAAAAUCGUCGUGAUUGCAGGUGCUGGCAUCUCAGUCUCGGCUGGCAUCCCCGACUUCCGAUCUUCCACCGGCCUGUUCAAGUCGCUGCGCGACGAGCGCAAGCGUAUCUCUUCGGGCAAGGAGCUCUUUGAUGCGUCCGUCUACCAGAAUGAUUCUUCCACCUCAAAUUUUCACGAGAUGGUGCGCACAUUGUCGCAGCAGACAAAAAACGCCGCGCCGACGGCUUUCCACCAUCUUCUUGCAACCCUCGCCCACGAGGGCAGGCUACUUCGCCUAUAUACCCAAAAUGUCGACGGCAUCGAUACCUCUCUUCCCCCUCUGAAGACACAAAUCCCUCUCCCUAAGAAGAACCCAUGGCCCAAGACUGUACAGCUGCACGGUAGCCUGGAGUACAUGGUCUGCUCCAAAUGCCACACGGUUUCCGAGUUCGACCCGGAACUCUUCGAUGGACCGGCUCCACCUGCCUGUCCCAGCUGCCAAUCCGACGAUCUAGCAAGGCAAGCUGUUGACAAGAGAAGCCACGGUGUCGGGCGCCUCCGACCGCGCAUGGUGUUGUACAAUGAGCACAACCCGGACGACGAAGCCAUCGGUGCCUGCUCUAAAGCUGAUCUGCGGACGAGGCCUGACGCUGUCAUCGUGGUGGGCACGACUUUGAAGGUUCCUGGGGUGCGACGAAUUGUACGAGAGAUGUGUGCGACCGUGCGCGACCGGAAAGACGGCAUGACUAUUUGGAUCAACAACGAGCCUGAACCUAAAUGCAAAGAGCUGGAGAACAUUUGGGAUCUGGUGGUCCAGGGCCCCUGCGACGAGGUCGCGCGACAUGCCGCCAUGCAAAAGUGGGACGAUCCCGUUCACAAGCAGGUUACCGAGGACGAGCUACCGAAGCAUAAACCUUGCGUGGUCAUAAGAACGCCCAAGAAGGUCCUCAAGGUCCAAGGAAUGCCUACGCCCGCUCAGAGCCCGCGCAUUGGCCCACAGUCGCAGGCUUUGCCGGGAGAGCCAGAGACGCCUUCCAAGACUGCAAGAGGAACGAAGAGGGCUACUCAGGUCGUUGCAAAGGUCAACGCAUUCGACCAAAUGACCGGAAAGCCCGAAGCCAAACCCGCAACCAAACGAGCAAAGGCUCAGCCGAAGAAGUCGGCAGGCGCGAAGAGCAAGGCUACGAAGGUGAAGCAGGAGACCAACGUGGCAAUCACGCAGACCUUCAAACAGAAGAAGAGUACCGCAAAGGUCGUCCCUCCGAAGCUCAAGGGCCAGCUGGCUGCAGUGCCCAGAGAUGAGAACGCAGACUCGAUCCAAUUCCCGAAAAGAUCGCCCUUGACCCCACGAAAGUGUGGAGCCAAAGUCACUGCGUUCAAGCUCGUAUCGGAUUUUGAUUUUCGCUAUAACAACUUCCCAGAGGAUCAGCGUCCUCCAAUGGAACCGUUCAGCAGCCCAGUCAAGCCACGGACGCCAAGUGAACAGAUAAGACAAGAGAAUGACUUCUUCCAUGCGGCACAAGCGACAAGCGAGUCGCGUCCUUCGACUGCGGACUCGACCUCUUCGCGAAUGAGUAUUGGGAAUCUACUCAAUCCACAACCUAUCUCAUCAUAGACCUUUGCAUUUCCAGGCGUUAUUGAUCGUGGAUGAUUCAUCUCUUUUGCAUUGGGAAGGAUGACUACAAGUGUCGAAUGGGUUAUCGUCAGUCAGUGGCAUACAUGGCGUUAUGAACGCAGAAGGAUUCUGCUCCUGUAGUAUAGGAAUGGUGGGUUUAUCACGUUGUUCCUUCAUCUUUCAGUUGCACGAUACCCGGUAUAUAUAUCGGUCAGUUUUGAGACAGAGGAGGGCUUUGGCUAGGAGAGUAAGCUGUGGGUCGCAGCGCAUUUUGUGGCUACUGUUUGAAUCAAUGCGACCAGUCC
Messenger RNA from Paraphaeosphaeria sporulosa, 2618 nucleotides. RefSeq names its product DHS-like NAD/FAD-binding domain-containing protein. Gene Ontology annotation, cellular component: mating-type region heterochromatin. Gene Ontology annotation, biological process: negative regulation of transcription by RNA polymerase II; replication-born double-strand break repair via sister chromatid exchange; regulation of DNA repair. NCBI's taxonomy places the organism in Eukaryota, Fungi, Ascomycota, Dothideomycetes, Pleosporales, Didymosphaeriaceae. The coding region runs from base 340 to 2313 and encodes 657 amino acids. The record is from RefSeq and is a predicted model, not a curated record. The transcript has a single exon. Gene Ontology annotation, molecular function: histone deacetylase activity, NAD-dependent; NAD+ binding.